AUGCUCCUCCUUAUCCUGCUGGCUCUCUCGGUCCCCAGCACCUCGCCUUCCUCGGACUCUGACACUAAAGAUAUCUGCUCCGUCUGCUCCUGCACCACAGUCGAGCACAUCCUCUACAUCUCCUGUGAGAAGGGCAGUAUGUACAGACCCAAUCAGCUCAAACCGCCGCUUGCUAGCUUCUACCAUCUCAAUUUGCAGAAUAACCUGCUGGUCACCUUGCUCCCUUACUCCUUCAGUAAUUUCACCAACGCAAUUUCGCUGCAACUGGGGAAUAACAAGCUGCAGGAAAUCCAGGCGGGGGCUUUCCGGGGGCUCAGCAGCCUCAAACAGUUACAUCUUAACAACAACGAGUUGCAGAUGCUGCAAGCGGACAUGUUCCAGGGUCUAGAGAACUUGGAAUACCUCCAGACCGACUACAAUCUCAUCAAGUUCAUCGAGCGCGGGACUUUUAACAAGAUGCACAGGCUCAAAGUCCUGAUCCUGAACGACAACUUAAUCUCGUCCCUCCCCGACAACAUCUUCCGCUUUGCCUCCCUCACGCAUUUGGACCUCCGCGGGAACAGGUUGCAGAACAUUCCUUACAUUGGGGUCCUAGAGCACAUUGGCAGGAUAGUUCAGUUCCAGCUGGAGGACAAUCCUUGGAAUUGCUCGUGCGAUUUGUUGUCCCUCACCACCUGGCUGGAGAACAUGCCAUACCACCUGCAAAUUGGUGACGCCAAGUGUGAGAUGCCCACCAAUUUGUACGGGAAAUUGCUCAAAGAGACGACCAAAAUGGACCUGUGCCCCGAGGAAGGGGACAGUCAGUUUGACUCAAGUCUGACCCCACCUUUGCAGUUGGUUCCCCGGGUCACUCGCCGACCCAUGUCCGCCCCCAGGUCUCCCACCAAGGCCCCCAAGACCCCCAAGGCCGCCAUGGCCACCAGCUCGCCCAGGAGGUCCCAGUCGGGAAUCGUUUCCGGCAAAUUUCUCUCCAGCAGCCGCAACUACAGCCAAAUCGCCUCCUUCCAAACCAGGGCACCCCCGCACGUCCCGUGCCCAGCUCGGUGUGUUUGCCAAAGCGACUCGUCAGAUUUGGGUAUGAGUGUUUACUGCCAAGAGAGGGGCAUAGAGAGUGUGUCGCUCCUACUCCCCAAACCUCCCAGUACGAGCAAGUUGCUUCUGAACGGCAAUUACAUCAGGGAUAUCGAGAUCUCUGAUUUUGGGGGUUAUGAAGGGUUGGAUCUGCUCAAUUUGGGUAACAACAAAAUCACUGCCAUUCCAAAGGGUGUGCUGAGUAACCUGACCAAUUUGCGGAGAUUGUUUCUGAAUGGGAACCAGAUAGAAAGACUGUGCCAGGACAUGUUCCUUGGUCUCCAAAACCUCCAGUACCUGUACCUUCAAUACAACGUGAUCAAGGAAGUGCUGGCGGGGACCUUCGAUUCGAUGUCAAACCUGCAGCUGCUGUACCUGAAUAACAAUUUGCUGAAAGGUUUGCCAGCCUUGGCUUUCGCCGGAGUGCCGCUGGCCCGGCUGAACUUGAAAAACAACCACUUCAUGUACCUCCCGGUGAGCGGGGUGUUGGACCAGCUCCGAUCACUCACCCAGAUCGACCUGGAGGGCAACCCUUGGGAUUGCACCUGCGACCUGGUGGCCUUGAAGUUGUGGGUGGAGAAACUCAGCCAGGCCACCCAGGUGAAGGAGGUGAGGUGCGAGACCCCGGUGAAAUUUGCAAGCGUGGAUCUGAGGACCUUGAAGAGUGAAGUCCUGUGCCCUCGGCUCCUGAACAAGCCACCCCCGGUCAGCCCCAGCUUUAGGCCCACGAGCAGGUCCGAAGCCACCCCUCUCAACCUGAGCAAGAGCUCGCCUAGCGGCCCAGUCCCCCUCUCAAUCCUCAUUCUCAGCAUCCUGGUGGUCUUAAUCCUCACGGUCUUCGUGGCGUUUUGCCUCCUGGUGUUCGUCCUGCAACGGCACAAGAAGAGCAAUGCCAAACACGAAGCGGUUGGAAACCAGGAGUGCAGCUCCAUGCAGCUCCACCUGAAGAACGAGCACCCCUCCCACAGGGGCGACAGCCUGGCUUUGAGCGCCGGCGAGAAGUUCAUCCCGCAGACCAUCGAGCAGAUGAGUAAGACCUACUCGGGCAGCCCGAGGAACACCGAGCAAGGCAUCCCGUUUGCCGACCCCCAGGGACAGACCAUUUUCUUAAGGAACGCGAGCGAGAAAGAGAAAGACACCUUGCGCCCCGACACCAAAAAGAGACUGAGCACCAUCGACGAACUGGACGAGUUGCUCCCGGCGAGAGACCCUCAUUUGUUUUACCGGAACAUGAUAGAGGGUAAACAGGAGAUUAACAGCAUCGGCAUCGGUGGCUUCGAAUUACAGUACCCCGAGAAGCAGCCGGAGGGAAAAAAACUAAAGAAAUCUCUCUUGGGGGGUAGUCAUUCCAAAAUGCUGGUGGAACAACGAAAGGGGGAGUAUUUCGAACUCAAAGCGAAACUUCAGGGGUCCCCAGAUUACCUGCAAGUACUUGAAGAACAAACAGCUUUGAGUCAGUUGUAG
Messenger RNA from Carcharodon carcharias (great white shark), 2535 nucleotides. RefSeq names its product SLIT and NTRK-like family, member 4 (gene slitrk4). Bases 1 to 2535 code for a protein of 844 amino acids. The record is from RefSeq and is a predicted model, not a curated record. Gene Ontology annotation, biological process: axonogenesis; positive regulation of synapse assembly; regulation of presynapse assembly. Gene Ontology annotation, molecular function: protein binding. The transcript has a single exon. NCBI's taxonomy places the organism in Eukaryota, Metazoa, Chordata, Chondrichthyes, Lamniformes, Lamnidae. Gene Ontology annotation, cellular component: membrane; glutamatergic synapse.